Messenger RNA from Selaginella moellendorffii, 2012 nucleotides. Its product is annotated as wall-associated receptor kinase 3. The coding region runs from base 29 to 1957 and encodes 642 amino acids. Gene Ontology annotation, cellular component: plasma membrane. Gene Ontology annotation, molecular function: ATP binding; calcium ion binding; polysaccharide binding. NCBI's taxonomy places the organism in Eukaryota, Viridiplantae, Streptophyta, Lycopodiopsida, Selaginellales, Selaginellaceae. The record is from RefSeq and is a predicted model, not a curated record. Gene Ontology annotation, biological process: protein phosphorylation; cell surface receptor signaling pathway. The transcript has 2 exons.
AGACGAACACGCACUGUGAGCUCAGAGCAUGGAUGCAGCGCUCACAGCGGUGUACCUCUUUCUCUUUCACGCUGCUGCGCAGGAUUUGUGUUCCAGGAAGUGCGGGAGCUUCACUGCCGACUAUCCGUUUGGCUUCGAUCGCGGAUGCGGGCCUCCGGAGUUUGAGCUCAACUGCAGCAGCGCAGGCAAGCCUCUCCUCCAGACCGUCGCUGGCCAGUUCGAGAUCCUCGAGGCGACAGCAACGACUUUGAUCGUCGAAACUUCCAGGCUCAAGAGCAACUCGUGCACCGGAGCUGAGGCGUUCUUUGAUGUCGGCUCCACUGCUCCAUACACUCUGUCAGCAAACAAUGAGUUCUUCGCAAGAGGUUGUUCUGUAGAGGGUUCUUACACAGCAGAUGCGGAGAGUACACAGCACUGUGAAACGGGCUGCCAACCCGGUCGCGAGCCGAAUAUCCGGAAUCCUUUCUGUGAAGAACUCGAGUGCUGCAUCCUGACUAUUCCGUCUGGAAAACGCAGCGUUAUCAUCAAGAGCAGUGCUAACAACGGUACUAGCGACUGCGGCUACUCUAGCGUGAUCUUUCCACCGAGCUACCAAGUAGUAACUUACGGGAUUGAGUUGCUUUGGGCCAUGCCAGGUAACUGCUCCACUUCUGCGCAUCUGUGCUCUCUGAAUGCUACGUGCUUGGAUGCACCCCAUCAACCUGGGUUUUUCAACUGCAUUUGUAACACAGGAUCAGGAAAUGGCUUCUCGAAUGGAACGGGCUGCUCAGCUGUAGUGGAUCACUGUGCGAGCUCUCCCUGCUCGGAGGGAGCAAUCUGCGUCAACGACCUAAACUCGUUUACAUGCAAGUGUAGACAAGGAUACAAAGGAAACGCUACCAGUGGCUGCAGGAAAACCGACGUCUUUCAGCACAUCACGAGUGGACCUGUUCUUCUGGUCGUAGCUGCUGCGAUACUAGCCGGCUCUAUCUGCGUCUGCAUCGUAAGAACGAAAAAGUUAGGCCGCAAGAAGGGCUUGUUUCCAAAGCUCGGAAGCCUCGCUCACCUCCAGCUCGAGUUCAAGCAGAACGCCACCUUCUUCUCCUUCGACGAGCUCUCGAGAGCAACGCAGAACUUCAAGGCCGAGCUCAUGCUGGGAACCGGCAGCUUUGGCACAGUCUUCCAAGGAGUCCUGGACGACGACACUCCAGUGGCGAUCAAGAAAGCCAACAGCACCACAGGCCCCCGGAUCCAGCAGUUCCUCAACGAAGUCACCAUCCUCUCGCAGGUAAACCACCGCAACCUCGUCAAGCUCCUCGGCUGCUGCCUGGAAACCGAAGUCCCACUCUUAGUCUUCGAGUUCGUCCCGAAUGGAACUCUCUUCGAGCACUUACAGCACAGGAGAUCUUCGAUCCUCAGUUGGGAGAGACGCUUGCAAAUCGCCAUCGAGACCGCCGAGGCCAUCUCCUAUCUCCAUUCCUCCGCGGCACAGCCGAUCUACCACCGCGACGUCAAGUCCACCAACAUCCUCCUGGACGAGAAGUUCACUGCCAAGGUAGCGGACUUCGGGAUAUCGAAGUUAGUGAGCCUGGAAGCCACGCACGUCUCCACCACCGUGCAUGGAACUCCAGGCUACAUCGAUCCACAGUACCAGCAAAACUAUCAGCUUACCGACAAGAGCGACGUCUACAGCUUUGGAGUGGUGUUGCUGGAGCUCAUCACGGGGCAAAAGCCUGUGGAUUUCUCGCGGAACUCCUCGGACAAGAAUCUCACCGCAUUCUCGCUCGCUUACAUCCAGAGCAGCCGGAUCGAGGAUAUUAUCGACAAGGGCCUGGAGCUGGGAGACGAGAGAGCCAAGAUUUCGAGCAUACAAGAGGUAGCAAACCUAGCGAUCCGAUGCCUCGAGUUUAAUCGGGAGAACAGGCCGGCGAUGAGGAGUGUGGCCGAGGAGCUGAUGAAGAUCUCCGCCGCGUCGUGAUUGCCGCGAUCAAUCGCUCUGCCCAUUUGAAAUGCCAAACAAAGAUCAAACUUUU